GGUGGUCGACGCGAAACCACCAGUCAGUCUCUGGUCCACCCGAAGCCGCGACGCUAAACACUUCUUUCACAUCGAAUACCUCAUAUUUCGUCGCACGCCGCAGCCAUGGGUGACAAGUGAUCGUUAAAACAACGUAUCGAGAGACACACUUCUGCUUGUUAUGAAGAAAAUAGCAUAAAAAAAAAGCAAAAAGAAAAAUUAAUAAAUCAUAGAUUUAAAUUGAGAAGAAAUAAUUAUUAAAAACGAAGAUAAAAGUUAAUUGAUAUUUUAUAAGAAUAAAUAAAAAAUAAAAAUUUAUAAUAACAGUUAUUAUAUUUUAUUGAAAAAUUACGAAUUACGAGAUAAAAAUUUCAUCACUAAAAAUUAUUUGAUCACUGGGUUACUGAGAAUAAAGGCGAGAAGACUGCAAUUGCUCUUCACACCUCGUCGAAAAACGUCGAAAAGAACCUAGCAGAAUGUCGCGGCGAAAGAAUCCAAAGAAGAAAGGAGAUAAUUUAGAUGAUUUGAAGCAAGAAUUGGAUAUUGAUUUUCAUAAAAUAACACCUGAAGAACUUUAUCAAAGAUUUCAAACUCAUCCUGAAAAUGGUCUUAGUCAUGCAAAGGCAAAAGAAAAUUUAGAAAGAGAUGGACCAAAUGCAUUGACACCACCAAAAACAACACCAGAAUGGGUUAAAUUUUGUAAAAAUUUAUUUGGUGGUUUUGCAUUAUUAUUAUGGGUUGGUGCAAUAUUAUGUUUUGUUGCAUAUUCAAUACAAGCAACAACAAGUGAAGAUCCAAAUAAAGAUAAUCUUUAUCUUGGUAUUGUACUUGCUGUUGUUGUUAUAAUAACUGGUAUAUUUUCAUAUUAUCAAGAAAGUAAAUCAAGUAAAAUAAUGGAAUCAUUUAAAAAUAUGGUACCACAAUUUGCAACAGUAUUACGUGAAGGUGAAAAAUUAACAUUAAGAGCUGAAGAUUUAGUACUUGGUGAUGUUGUUGAAGUUAAAUUUGGUGAUCGUAUACCAGCAGAUGUACGUAUUAUUGAAUCACGUGGUUUUAAAGUUGAUAAUAGUUCAUUGACUGGUGAAUCAGAACCACAAUCAAGAUCACCAGAAUUUACACAUGAAAAUCCCCUUGAAACAAAAAAUUUAGCAUUUUUUUCAACAAAUGCUGUUGAAGGUACAGCAAAAGGUGUUGUAAUAUGUUGUGGUGAUCAAACUGUAAUGGGUAGAAUUGCUGGUCUUGCAUCUGGACUUGAUACUGGUGAAACACCAAUUGCCAAAGAAAUACAUCAUUUUAUACAUCUUAUAACUGGUGUUGCUGUAUUUCUUGGUGUAACAUUUUUCAUAAUUGCAUUUGCACUUGGUUAUCAUUGGCUUGAUGCUGUUAUAUUUUUAAUUGGUAUUAUUGUUGCAAAUGUACCAGAAGGUUUAUUAGCAACUGUAACAGUAUGUUUAACAUUAACUGCUAAAAGAAUGGCAUCUAAAAAUUGUCUUGUUAAAAAUCUUGAAGCUGUUGAAACACUUGGUUCAACAUCAACAAUAUGCUCAGAUAAAACUGGUACAUUAACACAAAAUCGUAUGACUGUUGCACAUAUGUGGUUUGAUAAUCAAAUUAUUGAAGCUGAUACAACUGAAGAUCAAUCUGGUGUACAAUAUGAUCGUACAAGUCCUGGUUUUAAAGCAUUAGCUAAAAUUGCAACAUUAUGUAAUCGUGCUGAAUUUAAAACUGGUCAAACAAAUGAACCAAUAUUAAAACGUGAAGUUAAUGGUGAUGCAUCUGAAGCAGCAUUACUUAAAUGUAUGGAACUUGCACUUGGUGAUGUUAUGGGUAUACGUAAAAAAAAUAAAAAAGUAUGUGAAGUACCAUUUAAUUCAACAAAUAAAUAUCAAGUAUCAAUACAUGAAUCAGAUGAUCCAAGUGAUCCACGUCAUUUAUUAGUUAUGAAAGGUGCACCAGAACGUAUACUUGAUCGUUGUUCAACAAUAUUUAUUGGUGGUAAAGAAAAAGUACUUGAUGAAGAAAUGAAAGAAGCAUUUAAUAAUGCAUAUCUUGAACUUGGUGGUCUUGGUGAACGUGUACUUGGUUUUUGUGAUUUUAUAUUACCAAGUGAUAAAUAUCCAGUUGGUUUUAAAUUUAAUUCAGAUGAUCCAAAUUUUCAAACUGAAGAUUUACGUUUUGUUGGUCUUAUGUCAAUGAUUGAUCCACCAAGAGCAGCUGUACCAGAUGCUGUUGCUAAAUGUCGAUCAGCUGGUAUUAAAGUUAUAAUGGUUACUGGUGAUCAUCCAAUAACAGCUAAAGCUAUUGCUAAAUCUGUUGGUAUUAUAUCUGAAGGUAAUGAAACCAUUGAAGAUAUUGCACAACGUUUAAAUAUUCCAGUAUCUGAAGUUAAUCCAAGAGAAGCUAAAGCUGCUGUUGUACAUGGUACAUCAUUACGUGAUGUUGAUGAAGAUCAACUUGAUGAAAUAUUACGUUAUCAUACAGAAAUUGUAUUUGCUCGUACAUCACCACAACAAAAACUUAUUAUUGUUGAGGGUUGUCAAAGAAUGGGUGCCAUUGUUGCUGUAACUGGUGAUGGUGUCAAUGAUUCACCAGCUUUGAAAAAAGCUGAUAUUGGUGUUGCCAUGGGUAUAUCAGGUUCAGAUGUAUCAAAACAAGCUGCUGACAUGAUUUUACUUGAUGAUAAUUUUGCAUCAAUUGUAACUGGUGUUGAGGAAGGACGUCUUAUAUUUGAUAAUUUAAAAAAAUCAAUUGCCUAUACAUUAACAUCAAAUAUACCUGAAAUAUCACCUUUCCUUGCAUUUAUCCUGUGUGAUAUUCCACUGCCUCUUGGUACAGUAACUAUUCUUUGCAUCGAUUUGGGAACUGACAUGAUACCAGCAAUUUCAUUGGCGUAUGAGCAAGCUGAAACUGACAUUAUGAAGAGACGUCCGAGAAAUCCACAGUGUGACAAGCUCGUUAAUAACAGACUUAUUUCAAUGGCAUAUGGACAAAUUGGAAUGAUUCAAGCAGCAGCUGGUUUCUUUGUUUACUUUGUUAUAAUGGCUGAAAAUGGAUUUUUGCCAACGUUCUUAUUUGGAAUACGUAAACAAUGGGAUUCAAAGGCAAUCAAUGAUCUUACUGACAGCUACGGACAAGAAUGGACAUACAGAGAUCGUAAAAAUCUUGAAUUUACAUGUCACACUGCCUUUUUCGUUUCAAUUGUCGUUGUACAAUGGGCGGAUUUAAUUGUUUGUAAAACACGUAGAAAUUCAAUUGUUCAUCAAGGAAUGAGAAAUUGGGCAUUGAAUUUCGGUCUUGUAUUUGAAACAGCACUUGCAUGUUUCCUAAGUUAUACACCUGGUAUGGACAAGGGUCUUCGUAUGUUCCCACUAAAAGCUGUAUGGUGGCUUCCAGCAGUGCCAUUCAUGGUUGCAAUAUUUAUUUAUGAUGAAGUGAGAAGAUUUUAUCUACGUAGAAAUCCAGGUGGUUGGCUCGAGCAAGAAACUUACUAUUAAAUCAAUAAUAAUCAACAGCGAGACGCAUACCCACGGGAUAAAAAAAUAAAUUAAACAAAAAAAGUAUUCGUAAUUUCAAAAUAAAUAAAAAAAAAAUUAUAAUACAUCAAUACAAUAUUUCUAUACAAUAAAAUAUGGUGUAAUUAUAAUUUUUUUUUUUUUUUUUUUUUUAAUUAUUGGAGGCUGAAAGAUGUGCUCGUUGGUCAUCAAAUUAAUCUGGCACAUAUUUUUUUGUAUAAUUGAAAAAAAGAAAAUAUUAAAAUUGCUCGAAAUUUAAUUUUAAAAAUAGUUACUUAGCGAUCAAAUAACAUCAAGACUUCCUCUUUUACUUUAAUUAUUUUAUUAUUAAAAAAAAGUAUAUAUAUUGCAGGAUGCUUAUUAAAAAUUUGAAAAAAAUUUAAUUUAUUAAUAAUGUAUGCACAAUACUCGAGUGGUUAAUUAGUCACUGCCUAAAACAUUCGAGAAUGUAAUAUCAGUGCCGGAAUUUUAAUUUUAUCAUUUUAUUUUUUAAAUUAUAUAUAUACUAAUGAGGCGUCGUUACAGCCAGGAUAUUAAAAUAUAAAUUGCAAGAUCUGAUAAUAAUAUAAAUAUAAUAUUUAAAAAAAAAAAAAUGAGAAAAGAGUGUGAAAAGAGUAUUAAAUUACAUCAUGACAAAUUAAAUUGGGUGACGGGCCUAAAAAUUAACAGACUAAAUUUGACAAAAAAAAAGAUUUAUAAAUUGUUCCAGCACACGGGUAGGCUGAUCGUGGUAAUUGAUUGAUAUUAAAAUAAUUUAAAGAUAAAAAUAUGAAUGAAAAUUUAAUUUCACCAUAUUUUUAUCAAUAAAAAUAAAAAAUAAAUUUGAAAUUUCUUUAUAUAAAUCAACAUCGUUAAAUUUGAGUAUAAAAAAAUAAAGUUAAAAAAAAAAAAAUUAUUAAUAUGAAUUUAAAUAAAUUAUUAUGAAUUGAAAAAAAUUACAAAAAAAAAAAAAAAAAUAUCUGCAUAAAUAUAUGUAAUUAUUAUUAUUAUUAUAAAAAAAUAAUAAAUAAAAAAUUAAAAAAAUGUAGAUGUCUUGUGAUACCGAGGAAGAAAAUCUAGACAAAUCUUCUUGAUUAAAUUCAUCAAAUGAUAAUAAUUAUUUUAAAAAAUAAAAAUUAAUUUAAUUGCAGUGGAACAAGCAAGAGAGACUAAAUAAAAAAAAAAAAAUAUCGAGCGGAUAGAAAAAAAGACAAUUUAUUUAUUUAUUUAUUUGCGCAGUAUGUAACUAAUUAAUUAUAGCAAAAAAUGAAUAAAUAAAUAAAAUUAAAUAACUCUAUAAAUAAGUAAUUUCAAAGAAUUGAUAAAAUCAUAAUUCUAGAUUGGCACUUAUCUAGUUGAAAAAUAAAAAUAAAUAAUAAUUAACUGAAAUUUUAAUAAAUAAAAAUUAUUCAUUGAUUAUUACAGGAUUUAAAUGUUCAGUGCCAGUCUUGAUUAGAAAAAAAAAAUAAUAAUAAUUCUAAUUAUUGUAUUGUGUUUAAUUAAUUAUUGUAGAUUUUUUGAUUCAUGAUCAUUUGAGAAUGCAUGAUGAUAAAAUAAUCCAUCAAUGAAAAUGAUAAAAAAUCAACAAUAACCUGUAUAAAAAAAAAAAAAAAAUCAUGAAUAAAAAAUAAUUUCUGACCACCUGAUUUAUGAAAAUAUUUAAAUAAAAAAAAAUAAUUAAAUCGUCAAAUGCAGCUGCGAACCCAAGUUCUUGAUAAAUAAAAAAAAAAAUAAAACCCUCAAAAAUAUAUAAAAUUUUUAAAAACAUACAGAGGCAAAGUUGAGCAGAGUAAAAAAUAAUAGUGCACGCAAUGAAGCAUAGAAUUUGUAGACGACAAAAUAAAUUUAAAAAAAACAACAAUUUGAAAAAUAAAUUAGCUGAAAAAAUAAUACCAAAUAACUAAUUAAUAAAAAAAAACUACAUUCAUACUUUUAGAUUUUUUUUUCAUAUAGUUAAAUGAAUAAUAAAAUUUUAAAAUGACAAACGAAAGAAAUACAAUGCCAGUGAUAUAAAAUUUAAAAUUCAUUUUAAAAUAAAUAAAAACCCGGUAUAUAAUUAACCCUGUUAUCAGCCUCAAUAACAUAAAAAUAAAAUUCGAAAAAAUAAAUUUUUGAGAGACCAAAAAAAAAAAACCUUCAACCAAAA
This is a messenger RNA of Aphidius gifuensis, 5616 nucleotides long. RefSeq names its product sodium/potassium-transporting ATPase subunit alpha (gene Atpalpha). Gene Ontology annotation, cellular component: membrane. The transcript is spliced from 9 exons. Bases 456 to 3473 code for a protein of 1005 amino acids. The record is from RefSeq and is a predicted model, not a curated record. Gene Ontology annotation, molecular function: ATP hydrolysis activity; P-type sodium:potassium-exchanging transporter activity; ATP binding. Gene Ontology annotation, biological process: intracellular sodium ion homeostasis; proton transmembrane transport; sodium ion export across plasma membrane. NCBI's taxonomy places the organism in Eukaryota, Metazoa, Arthropoda, Insecta, Hymenoptera, Braconidae.